AUGUUACCGUAUCAAUUUGAUGAUUUACUUCAAAAAAUUGAGCCAUUUCUUCCACGUGGUGGUUUACGACGUCCUUUACCAUCAGAAUUAAAACUUGCAUUAACUCUAAAUUUUUUAGCACAUGGUGAUAGUGCUCGUUCUAAAUCUUGGGAAUUCAGAAUUGGUCGAUCUACCGUAUACAAAAUUGUUCAAGAAUUUCCAAAUUGUAUCGAUGCGCUUGAUGGCAAGCACAUUCGCAUUAAAGCAUCACCAAAUUCUGGAUCAAAAUAUUUUUGUUAUAAAAAAUUCUUCAGUAUAGUUUUGAUGGCAAUAUGCAACCACAAGUAUCGUUUUCUGUGGGUAGAUAUCGGUCAAUUUGGAUCUAUUAGUGAUGGCGUAUGGAGUGAGACUGGGCUUGGAAGAUGUGUGGGACAAGGAAGUUUUAAUAUACCACCACCAUGUGAAUUGCCUGGUACAAAUAUUAAAAUUAAUCAUGUCCUUGUCGCUGAUGAGGCAUUUCCUUUAGGUAUGAACUUGUUAAAACCAUAUUCGCAAAAGUUCCUUGCUAAUGGUGGUGAAGAUGCUGAUAAAGCUCGUGUAUUUAAUUACCAUCUAUCAAGAGCACGAAGAAUUAUUGAAAAUGCAUUUGGUAUACUAGCAUCUAGAUGGCAAAUUCUUCUGAAAGGCUGUAAUUUUUAUCCUGAAAAUGUGGAUCACAUAAUUAAAGCAUUAAUAUGUUUGCAUAAUUUCAUCAUGGACGAUGAAACACAGAAACCUGCUUGUACAAGGCUUUACUGUCCUCCGAAUUUUAUAGAUAGGGAGAAUGAAAAUCAUGAAAUCAUGGAAGGUGCCUGGCGAGGCCUGGGAGAUAACUCAACGCUUUAUAAAGACCUUGUUAAUAUGAAAGGUAAUAGUGGAACAAAUGCUGCAAAAGCUCAAAGAAACGUAUUUCGUGAAUAUUUUGUGUCGGAAGCUGGAUGCAAUCAGGUCCCAUGGCAAUUUCAAUCAGCACUAAGAGGAUAUUGUAUUAAUAUAUAA
Molecule: messenger RNA, 1017 nt
Organism: Trachymyrmex cornetzi
Lineage: Eukaryota; Metazoa; Arthropoda; Insecta; Hymenoptera; Formicidae
Exons: 4
Coding region: 1-1017 (338 amino acids)
Source: RefSeq, a predicted model, not a curated record